This is a messenger RNA of Zophobas morio, 512 nucleotides long. RefSeq names its product isoniazid-induced protein IniB-like. NCBI's taxonomy places the organism in Eukaryota, Metazoa, Arthropoda, Insecta, Coleoptera, Tenebrionidae. The coding region runs from base 49 to 393 and encodes 114 amino acids. The transcript has 2 exons. The record is from RefSeq and is a predicted model, not a curated record.
GCAAGUGUAUUAGAGUAGUUGCAAUCGGUAGUGUUACUUCUUAUCGCGAUGAACACCCUCUGUGUAGCCGUCUUCGUAGCUCUCGUAGCCGUAGCCCAUGGCAGCGGUAUUGGCUUGGGCCUUGGAGGAUUGGGUAGUGCUGCCGUUAUAGCCGGUCCUGCUGGAACCGUUACCACAGGGGGCCUUGGCGGCGCCAUCAUUGGUCCUGCCGGCAUUGCUGGUGCUGGUAUUCUUGGUCAUGGCAUUGGCGCCCCCUUGGUUACAUCCCAAGCCGCCGCUCAAUUAGCGCUUCAGUUGUCUGUUCCAGCUGGCUCUGGACUGGAAGGCCAGUGGAUCCCAGACGUCAACGAAAAAUUGUACGAUGAUGGAUCUUACAAACCACACUUGUGGUAGAGUUUAAAAUGACUGAAAAAACUACCAUCAUACAUUUUAUUUUUAAUUAAGAGAAAUAUUUGUUUCCACGUAAAUAUUUGGCUUAAUCAAAUUUCGCAAUAAAUAAUUCAUCUUUCGUU